AGCAGGCGCUCUGCAUCCAAUAAAGAAUGAGUCAGAAAGAUGAAGUGUUUAUUAAAUACUUAUGAGAAGAUUUUCUAAUUCGACUGAUAAUGAUGGAUGACAUCGAACAGGCGAUUGAUGAGGAGCUGACGAAGUUAAACCUGCAUUCUUCUGAAAAUGAUUCAGAAUCAGACGAUGACACUUUCACGGUUUUGGAUAGAAUUCUGAGUUCAGAAGAUGUGCUGCCUGACUCAGUACUCACAUAUGUUGAAGCUUCAAGAAAUCGAAUGAAUACCUUUGAACAAUUAAUCCUUGAAGAUGUUGAAGAAAAGGACUUCUCAAGCCAGAACCUGGCUCACCAUAAUCACAAUGAACCAGCUUCAGAUUUAAUAGAAGACCCCAUGAAGUGGAAAGAGCGAGUUAUCUCUGAAUUAGUGGAACAAGUUGGACAUCUUAACGACACUGAGCCACAGAACGCCCAGCGGGAGAUUCCAAAUAUGCCAGGCAUGGAAGAUGAUAUAUGCACUGAGAGUGAACUGCAACUUAGUCUUGAGUGGAGAGAAUUAGAGGAAAGACUGAGAGAGGAAGAGGAGCAGAAAUUAGCAGCACAGGAGGUAGAAAGAGAGCUGCAUCUGAACUCGGAACGAGAAGAAGAAGAGAGGAGGAGGAGGGGACUGAUAAAGUUUCAGGAGGAGUUGAAGAAGAUAGAGGAGGCCACUUGGGUUCAAAAUGCUGGAGUGGAAAACGAAGUUCAUCACACAGAAGAUCUUCAACUGGAGCUGGAUAAACAGCAGAACUUAGUAAGGAAACUUGAGGAGCAGAUGGAGGAGGAGAAACAGGCUUUUGAGAAGGCUCAGGAGGAGGAGAGAAGGAGAACCAAGAAACUUCAAUGCACAGCUGCAACAAAGAUUCAAGCUGCUCUCAGAGGAACAUUAGUACGCCGCUGGAGCAAAAUAGAGCUCAGGAGAAAGAAAGAAGAAGAAAGGAGACAUGAGGAGGAGAAGAGGGAAUGGGAGAAGAUGAAGAGGGAGAGAGAAGAGGAGAGAAAGAGGAUCGAGGAAGAAGAGCGCACUCAGAGGGAGGAGAUGGAGAGGCGCAGAGCAGAUUAUGAAAGAGCUAAAGAACAAGAGCGCCAUCGUCUGGAGACGGAGCAAAGACUGGAACAGCAGAAGAGGAAAGAGGAGGAAGAUGAGAAGAGGAAGAAAAUGCAGAACAACAUUGCAGGUGUAAAAGAUGAUUGCAGAAGACAGAAAGAGGAUGUAGGCAAGAACAGAGAAAAGGAAAGAAAAAUAGUGGAAAGGAGUAGUCAGGUGAAGGAUGAAUGUAAAAGAGAGGAAGAAAGAGGGGAAAAAGAGAAUGUAAGAAUAAAGCAUGGGGAAAAAAUGGAAAACACAUUGGAGGACGACAGGAAUACAGUGAAAAAACAGGACACAACUAAAAGCAUGAAUACAGAAGACACAGAAAGAUUCGAUUAUACAGAACCACAAACAAACAAAAGUGAUGAAGACAGAAUAAAGAGCCAUAAAGAAGAAAAAACUGUUGAAAUCAGUGGAGAGCUUGACUCUCAGGUAAAUCGCUUACAGUCAAGAAAAAGCCUUAAAUUUACCAAAACCGCUACAGAGUCCCACAUAAAUGUACAUCAAGGUCUCUCCGGUGAGCUUGGUAUCAGUCCAGUGGUUUCCUCGAGUGUUGCAGAUCAUCUCAGGGUUAAAGCAGAUGUUAAAACAGACUUGGCGGAACAGGUUUCUGAUUUGGCUGUUGUAGUGCCUGAGAUGGACACUAGGGGGCAUGAAAAUACUACAGCUAUUGAGCUUGAAGACCAUAAACCAAAAAGCAAAGAAUCAAUUUCAAUCUGUCUGCCUGACAGCACAGAACAGAAGCGACUGGCCUGGAUGAUGAACUGCACUCCCUGGUCCAAACUGUCAUUGCAGAAUAAAAGGAAGGGGUCUUCUGCACAGCAGGAGUGCCAAAAUAGAGGCCCAAGAAAAAGAAGAGUCCCCAGUUUACCCCCUUUGUCUGUGGACACUAUUCUCAAAACAGGAGCUUGGAGCUGUCUCAAACAGGUUACAACAGUCACGUUGGAAGACCUGCCAGGCUGUAGCCUGUCCACACUGUCCGAGUGUAACAAACUGCAGACUUUGACCCUUAGACGUUGCGGCCUCACAACAUUGGAUGGAUUGAACCAGUGCACUCAGAUCAGAUGUAUUGAUGUACAAGAGAACUCAAUUACCUAUGUGGAUUGUGGAGGUCUGGCCAAGCUUCAGGUCCUCAUGCUGGGCAGGAACCAGCUGAUGACCAUCCAUGGUCUUGAUGGAGCUGAAAAUCUGCAAAUUCUACAGCUUUCACACAACAACAUCUCUCGCAUCAGUGGUUUAGGACCCCUGAAAAUGCUUCUGCGAUUAUCAGUGGACCAUAACCAGCUGCUCAGCACGAGAGGUUUGAAUGAAAUUUAUACCCUUCUCCAUCUGGACUGUUCAUACAACCACCUAAGCCACGUUGAGGGUUUGGAGAAUUGUGCUCUGCUUAACACACUGGACCUCAGAGGAAACAGUCUGACUGAGCUGCCUGUCCUGCAGAACCAUGUUCUUCUGAGGGACCUUUACCUGGAUGACAAUCUUAUAUGUUCUGUUCAUGAUCUGGAGUCCUAUUGGUUGCCUUUGCUCCAAAACCUUUCUGUGGCUCAUAACAGUGUAACUGAUUUAAUUCCACUCUUGGAUUUGGUGUCUCUGAGGACGUUGGAUGCCAGUCACAACUGUCUGUUAGAUUUGCAGAACGUUUGUCUGAAUCUUCAAAAAUGCACCAGUCUUCAAGAACUUAACCUGACUGGUAACCCACUACAGCAGGAAAGCAACUGGAGGUCCUUGCUUUUGGAGACAGUGCCUGGCUUGAUUAAGUUGAAUAAUGAGCAGACUGUUGCUGCCGCAGCGCCCUGUGAAUGUCCAGAACAGCAGUGGAGUUUCCAGGCCCUCUGUCAAGCACAGCAAAAGCAGCGGGAUUCACUUCUCCAGCACCAAAAGAUGGAGAUCAGUUCUGCGCCGUCACAACCUGACGUCCAGAUUCUUGCCAUCGGUCACCAGACAGACCUGUUCAGAUUGGCGGUGGACCAGCGUUACGCCCAUGAAUACGGCGACAGCUGUGUCACAGAAGAUUCUACACUUUUGGCAGCUGCUAACAGUGGUUCAUGUGGUUAUUCUGAAGCAUCUUUAUCACCGGGACAAAGUCUAGACUGGCAGAGACACAAUCCACAAAAGACUCAACUUUCACCGUCUGAGCCUGAGCUACCAUCUGCUCACUGCAUGCAGACACAAAGUGAGAAGGAACCUGUUCAGGCGCCGAACCUUAAAAUAGCGGCAGCUGUGGCGAUCCAGCGAUGCUGGCGGAUGAGACGUGAGGGCCUCCGAGGCUUAAUUGAAAAAACUAACACAAAAUCAAAUCUCAAUAAGGGGGAAGAUUCCUGCAUUGGGAGGCCUGAGAAGCAACAUGCUGCUGUUGUUAUUCAGGCUGCGUGGAGGGGCUGCGUUCUGCGCAAAAAUCUGGCCCGUGCUCUAGCUGCCGCUCAGAUCACAGAAAGCGAUGAGGACUUAGAAGAGGUGGACAUGGACGAAUUCAUUUUUGAUGAGAAAGCACUGGAGAAAGACUGGAGAACCCUGCAUUCCGAUGCCUUACCGGACAGAAUUAUGCCAUUUUUGGAACAGCUGCCGUUGCCAAAGUCUCCUCUCGGUCUUCCAGUGCCUCCAAAGACCCUGUCUGUUUUCCCACUGCAGCCGAAACAUGCCUGGUCAGAUCAUGAAGGUGCAGCCAGCUUGGAGCAAAGCACGUCUCCUUACCUUAGUAGCAGAUCAAUCCUCAAAGCCCACACCCUGUCUGAGAAAUCAGAAAAAAUCCUCAAAGAAUGGGGAUUUACUAAUGAGUCCACUGCCCUUCUCAUGCUGAAGAGAGCCAAUAAAAUGAAGGGCAGGAAACAGCCGCAGAAGAGGAUCAGCAGCUUAAUUGACCCAAAUCCACGUGUACACCACAGUAAGCAGUAUGUUUCAAGAGAAACUCGAAGGCAAACACGUCCUACAAUCAAGGACAACUUUAAAGUUCACCAAGCAGCAGAAGUUCACAAAUUAGCAAAAGCAGAGGAAAAACAAUCUUACCAGUGGCUCCAAACACAAGCAGUCCAUCCCGACACAGACUCCACAGGCACGGGACGGGAUCAUUUCCUCCCUGAUAUUGACCAGGAUAUUCUUAAUGGUGGGAGGGUGCAGCUUGUGGCCACAGGGGACAGAGAUGGUGUAGAUUCUGGAGCAAGAUUUUGGGCUGACUCCACUAGUGUCUCUCCACCUCUUAAUAAGCAUAUUCCGCCUCGAAGAUACUCAGCUGAGAACACAAAAACAGAAAUGCCAUCACCCACCAGAGUCAAUUCAGCUCCGAACCGAAAUGAACGCAUCUCAUUCCGGGACAACCCAGUGCGACACAGCGGAGGCUGGGGUGGAGGAAAAAAGAGAACCAAAUUGAACAAAUGAAUUAGAAGCAAUGGAUGAGAUAUAGCCCAAAUAUCUGCAGGCGGUCACAGGAUACGUAUUGCUUUAAAGUAUCACUCCAUUUAACAUGAGCACUGCAAGCCAUGGACUGGGUGGAAACCAUUUACAAAUGACAUGCUUAAUGUGCAGACAACGACAGGCAAUAGAAACCAGCUCGUUCCUGUUUUAACUUACUUUAGGUUUUUUUUUUUUUUUCUUUAUACUGGGAAUUUGUGUUGUGCUUAAGCUAAAAAUAAGACAAUGCAUAUUUAAUGAAAGUAAUAUACCAAAGAUUACUUUCAGUAAAUUAUUUGGUUUAUACGCAGUUGUGCUUCAAAUAAAUAUUUUGUAAUCUUUCAUAAAAUGCAUCAAGUCCAAAAAUAGGUAAAAAGCAAAUGCAUACAUCAGAGUUAGAAGUAUUUUCUUUAGUGGUCUUUAGAAUCAGAUAACGAUAUCCUUGUUUGUGUAUUUGAAUUUGGAUAUCAAAAAGCUGAGUGUUCAAAAACAGUGGUUGGAAAAUAACUUCCUGGCAGCAGCUUGGAGCUCAUUUUAAUGCCUGUAGAAAUGCAAAAAUAAAUCUUGAAAAGGGAUGUCUUAUUAGUGGGAGUUUUGGCAUUGUGUUUGGGCAGACGGCCCAUAGGUCUCCAACUUAAUCCAGAGACACUGGCUGACUGCUGUGGUAUUAUUUAGUUUAAUUAUGUACACAUAAAUACAUUUAAUACUGUUACACUUAGACAUUCUACUGACUAUAAGUAACUUUGCAGUUACAAGUGUAUGUGUGUGUGUGUGUGUGUGUGUGUGUGUGUGUGUGUGUGUGUGUGUGUGUGAGGAAUAACUGAUGAUGGGCAGUUGAAUUAUGAGAAAAUAAUGCACACCUGAGAUGGUGAUGUGGCUAUAUGAUGCAAAGUAUGAUGUCACCACACCUGACAUCAUUGUUUAGAUGAAGUUUUUCAAAACAUUGGACAGGUUUUUGUCCUCAAAACGUUCUUGUGUGUAGGAUUAGUUGAAUUAAUACAUUUCUGUGCACGUGUAUGUUUCCAUGUGUGCGAGUGUGUGUCAGUACUAUAUAUGUGUGCGUUUGAAUGAGAGAAGGUGGAAGAAAAAAUUAUGCGCUAUCUCUACAUAAUAAAAUUUUAUUUUG
This is a messenger RNA of Carassius gibelio (silver crucian carp), 5625 nucleotides long. RefSeq names its product leucine-rich repeats and IQ motif containing 1 (gene lrriq1). Gene Ontology annotation, molecular function: protein binding. Bases 90 to 4487 code for a protein of 1465 amino acids. The record is from RefSeq and is a predicted model, not a curated record. Lineage: Eukaryota; Metazoa; Chordata; Actinopteri; Cypriniformes; Cyprinidae. The transcript is spliced from 27 exons.